AUGAGGAAGCUCCUAGUGGAAGCAGCUCGGGUUGCCACCCCCAGAGAUUGCUACCACGUCUUUUCCCUCGCCCCAAUUGCCCAGUUUAUUCCCCCUCUCCAUGUGCAAAAAAUUCAAUUCGGAAGCAAAAAGCAAAAAGAAAAAGUGGACAAAGAGACGAAGAAGCUUCGCAGAUUUUUGAAAAUCUCUGGUGUGAGGAAUGAUGAGCAGUUGGAAGGAGCAGACGAGGCGAGACGGGGUGGAGGAAGUGUCGGAAGUGGAUCGAGUGAACGGAGUAGACAGAGUCAUGGAGCGAAUGACGAAGGAGAAAGAGUUGCUACCUCGAUGCGGGUAGACUACGAAGCAUAUGACGUGAAGGCACAAGAAAUUGUUAAAGCGUUUGAGAGAAAAAUGAAAAAAAUAUAUGACAACAAUUUAAGUGUAGAUUUUUUUAACAACAUCGUUAUCGCGAAAGAGAAGCAAAAUUUUAACUUAUCCGAUUUAGCCCAGGUUGUUAUGAAGUCAGCCAAAGUGAUAUAUUUUUUCCCUUAUAUGAAUAGCGACGCGCAGAGGAUUAUCUACCAUUUGAAGAUCAAGGACAAUACAUGGAACCCUACUAUGUCCAAUGACGGGCAACACAUUUUGUUGCAUAUCCCUCCACUGACGGAGGAUGUAAAGUUAAAGAAAAGGAAAGAAGCGAAGGAGCUGUUGGAGAAGAUCAAAAACGACCUGCGCAAUCUGCGGCACAGGGUGAGAGACGACAUUGCCAGGCUUCUCCAAGGCGAGGAGUGGAAAAUCGUGGAGCGGAACAAGCUAGACACCUACAUAAAGGGGAAGGUCAAGGCGAUCGAGGAAAUAUACGCGGAUUACGCGGGGGAGGGGCGCUAG
Molecule: messenger RNA, 867 nt
Organism: Plasmodium inui San Antonio 1
Lineage: Eukaryota; Apicomplexa; Aconoidasida; Haemosporida; Plasmodiidae
Product: ribosome recycling factor
Exons: 1
Coding region: 1-867 (288 amino acids)
Biological process (GO): translation
Cellular component (GO): mitochondrion
Molecular function (GO): ribosomal large subunit binding
Source: RefSeq, a predicted model, not a curated record